Messenger RNA from Stylophora pistillata, 2730 nucleotides. RefSeq names its product ephrin type-A receptor 4. Gene Ontology annotation, cellular component: plasma membrane. Gene Ontology annotation, biological process: protein phosphorylation; cell surface receptor protein tyrosine kinase signaling pathway. Gene Ontology annotation, molecular function: protein binding; ephrin receptor activity; ATP binding. Lineage: Eukaryota; Metazoa; Cnidaria; Anthozoa; Scleractinia; Pocilloporidae. The record is from RefSeq and is a predicted model, not a curated record.
AUGACCUGGACAAAGCAGACAUAUUACUCAACUUGUGAUCUUUCUCUGGAUGAAUUUCCACAACCAAACAACUGGCUAAGAAGCGAUCCCAUCGAGAUCCACAGUGGGGCGAAAACAGUCCUCGUUACCAUCGAGUACCGAACAUUUAACUGUUCAUCGUAUUCUGACAAAGGAGGGAAUUAUUGCAAAAACUAUUUCGACUUCUACGAACAUCAGUCCUGGCAACAAUCAAUUCUCGACCCUCUGACAAACAAGGCUAGCUAUAUAAAGAUUGCGAAAACAACUCCGUCAGCUCUUGGCAUCAAAGUGACUCAAAAGUUUCGUGUAGGAGUUAAAAAAAGAUACAUCCUCUUGGCAUUUCAUGACCAGGGUUCAUGUAGUGUCCUUUUCUCCAUCACUGUUAGUUAUUACGUCUGCCCAGAAUUGCCUCGAAUUAGUGGCUUGGUUUUCUUACCACAAACAACAGCUCCGGCGAACAACUCAAAGCCAGUUGAAGUUAACUGUGUUACUAAUGCUUUUAACAAGCAAGGCAUUCUAAGCCUGGAUUGUCAGAGUGAUGGGGUCUGGAACAUCAGUUCACUUAAUGGAACUUGUAUAUGUCGGGAGGGGAUGGAAAAUGCAGCAGGAGAAUGUAAAGACUGUCCAGAAAGACGAUAUAACGAUGAGAGUGGCUUAAAUUGUACAGCUAUACCGUCAGCCCCGAAAAAUGUCAGCGUUAUCUUUGUCAACCAAAGCACACUGGAAAUACAGUGGCAGCCUCCCGCAAAAACAGGGGUUCAGACCCACGUGUUUUAUGAAGUUGAAUGCCGUCGACCAUGUGAAGGUGAAGACCAAGGGAAGUGCGUAGAUGAAGCUUGCAGGAGUGAUAUCAUUUUCAUACCAAGAAAAGAUGACUUGAGCACUACUAAGGUUAUUGUUGGAAACCUUACUUCAUUUGUAAACUACACAAUGAAAGUCUACGCUAGGAACCGAGUGAGUGGUGUGGCGAAAAUGAAAUAUGGAGUCAAGGCGAACUUCUCGGCCAUUUACAUAAGGACUAACGGAUCACUUCCAGGUAAGCCGACACUGUCAGUUGAACAACCAGAAGAGGCUGUUCUUGUAUCGUGGACUCUAAAGGAAAAGAACGGCGUCAUCAAGGAGUACCACGUGACUUAUUUAGGUGAAGAUGAUACGACAGAAACCAAAACUCUUAUCACCGAGAAAAUGGAGGCGCAGUUUGAUUUGAAGGCGGGAAAAACUUAUGAAUUUCAGGUAUUUGCAAUAAACGACUUCGGAAAAGGCCCUGCUGGGAUCAAGACGUACACGUUGAGGAAAAAUAACUCGCAGAAAAUACGGCUUAUUGUUUACAUAGCUGGAGGAGGAGGAGCACUGCUACUUAUUAUACUGGUAGUGGUCAUUGUUGUCUUUGUCGUGUCUCGUAAAAGGAGAAGUAAAAAGAGUGCAGAGCAAGCCUACAUGGAGGCCCUUCAGCAAGGUAAGACUAGUAUUGCUUGCGACCGAAAUGGUCAGCUGACGAGCCUUCAGUUGGUUGGAAUGGCUAGGGGUGUGGCUCACGGAAUGAAGUACCUGUCAGAAUUAAAUUUUAUUCAUAGGGAUCUGGCUGCUCGUAAUGUUCUUGUGGGUGAAAACAUGUUGUGUAAAGUAUCAGAUUUUGGCCUUUCAAGAGAACUGGCUGACGAUGAUGAAGCACAAGCUGAAUACACGACACAAGGGGGCAAGAUUCCAGUUCGUUGGACAGCCCCAGAGGCUCUUCAGCAUCGGACGUUCAGUUCAGCCAGUGAUGUUUGGAGCUUCGGCAUUCUAAUGUGGGAGAUCAUGUCAUAUUGUGACAGACCUUACUGGAAUUGGGACAAUUUCGAUGUUAUCAAACGAGUGGAAACUGGAUACAGAUUACCAGCUCCACAGGGAUGUCCGAAAAUCGUCCAUAAUUUAAUGAUCGAAUGCUGGAAUAAAGACAAAACCCAACGGCCCAAUUUUUCUGACAUUGUCAAUCUUCUGGAUGAACUUAUUCGAUCCCCGGAGUUUCUAAAUGGUGAUUCAUCCUCUUUUUCAGAGAGUCCUAAAGCAAGCCAUACCCCAGAAUUCCAGUCAGUGGACGAGUGGCUAAAACACAUCAACAUGGAUAAGUAUUCUGAAUUAUUCCGCGAAGCAAGAAUUGAUGAUAUGAACAAAGUCACUGAACUGAAUGACAAACAACUUAGAGGAAUGGGUAUCAGCUUGAUUGGGCAUCGAAAUAAAAUGCAAAAGAGUAUCAAUGCUAUGAAAUCACAACAUUAUAACAAGGGCAUGGAUACAGAUUGGACGGAGCAGACAUGUUACUCAUCGUGUGAUGUUUUUCUGGAUGCAUUUCCACAACCAAACAACUGGCUUAGAACUGAUCCCAUAGAAGUCCACAGUGGGGUGAAAACAGUCUUUGUUACCAUCCAGUACCGAACAAGAAACUGUUCGUCACUUUAUACCGAAGGAGGGAAUUAUUGCACAAAUUAUUUCCACUUUUACGAACAUCAGUCCUGGCAUCGAACGGAACCCGACCCUCUCACAAACAACGCUAGUUAUGACAAGAUUGCGAAAACAGCUCUGUCAGCUCUUGGCAUCAGAGUGUCUCAAAAGUUUCGUGUAGGAGUCAAAAGAAAGUACAUCGUUUUGGCAUUUCACGACCAGGGUUCAUGUAGUACCCUUUACUCCGUCACUGUUAGUUAUUCAGUACUUCUGCCCAACAUUGACUAUUAG